GCGAAUCCAUCAUCUUCAUCAUCCUCAUCCUCACCUCAGAGAUGCGGUCGGUCCUCGGAGCUGCUGGAGUGAUGGACACUAUGAAGAUGAUGGUGGUGUGAUGAUGAAGAUGAUGAUGAAUGUGACUGAGCGCUUCAGGUGGAUCUAACUGACCCAUAUUCUCCUCAGUUUGGACUCAGCAAAGCUCCCUUCUCCCACAGAACAUGCCACCAUGAACCUGACGCUGAGCGCUAAUCCUGGGAUAUUCCUGACCAACGGCUCCCCGGGGAUGCGAGCCUAUCCCGUCACGGCGUUUGUACCACAUGACCUCCAGAUCCUCAACAAUUCGCUCCUGGUGAAUUUAACCGACAGCCACAACGUUAGCGUGACCUAUGACCCUCUCGGCGGCCACACCGUCUGGCAGGUCGUGAUGAUCGUGUUCCUGUGUGGCUCGCUUUCCUUAAUCACGAUCAUCGGGAACAUCCUAGUCCUGGUGUCGUUUAAAGUCAACAAGCAGUUGAAAACGGUGAAUAACUAUUACUUGCUAAGCCUGGCGUUUGCCGACCUCAUAAUCGGUGUUCUUUCCAUGAACCUCUACACCACGUACAUCAUCAUGAACCAAUGGGCUCUCGGGAACUGGGCAUGUGACCUGUGGCUAGCCGUGGAUUACGUAGCGAGUAACGCAUCCGUGAUGAACCUUCUGGUUAUUAGCUUCGACAGGUACUUUUCCGUAACGCGCCCGCUAACCUACCGAGCCAAACGGACCACUAAACGAGCCAUGACUAUGAUCGGACUCGCCUGGUCCAUUUCGUUCAUCCUGUGGGCGCCGGCGAUCCUCUUCUGGCAGUAUUUCGUGGGCGAGCGGACAGUCGCGGCGGGCGAAUGCUACAUUCAGUUUCUCUCGGAGCCGAUCACGACUUUCUGCACGGCUAUCGCCGCGUUUUACCUUCCCGUCACCAUCAUAACCAUCCUUUACUGGCGAAUCUACCGGGAGACGGAGAACCGGUCCAAAGAGCUAGCAGGAUUAAAGGCUUCGGGAAACCAAGGGGAAAAAACGGAGAAUCGAAGCUACGAUCCGAAUCCGUCGAGCCGGAAACGAUCCAGGAAAACCAAACGUCGUUCGUGGCUCUGGUUUCGCCGUAAACACGGUAGCACCGACACGGAUCGCAGCGACAGCUGGAAUAACAACGAGACUGCCGUUUCCAUCGACCAAUCGGAUGAUGACGAAGACGAAGAUGUUGAAGACACACGUCACGUUUAUUCAAUCGCGCUCGAAAGCCUCCAGCCGACGGACUCGGACGCCAAGCCGUCCAGAAAGCAGACUCCGCCGAAAGACCAACCCAACGCCAACGUCAAUAAAGAUGGCCGACGCUUCCCCUGCAAGGCUAAAGCGCGCAAAAAAGUGUCUCUGGUGAAGGAGAAGAAGGCGGCGCAGACGCUGAGCGCCAUCCUGCUAGCGUUCAUCAUCACCUGGACGCCGUAUAACAUCAUGGUCCUUCUGAACGCGUUCUGUGACGAGUGUAUUCCUGCGACGCUGUGGGCUCUGGGUUACUGGCUGUGCUACGUCAACAGUACUGUUAACCCCAUGUGUUACGCGCUCUGUAACAAAACCUUCCGCACCACCUUCAGGUCCAUCCUCAUGUGCCAGUGGAAACACAACAAACCGGUUCAGCAGAGAGCGGCCCCGACCCGUCGCAGACGCAGCCCGCAGUGAGGGACACGUGUGGGACUGCAGUGUUUUUGUCUUGUUUCCAGUCCAAAUAACUCAAAAUUCUUAAAUUAUGCAUAUUUAUGUAAUAUAAAUCUCAGAAUGUGUGAACACAGAUUCUCCACAGAUCAUUUAUUAUAACUUUGAGUGAAAACACGCUAGUUUUAUGUGUCCCUUUAAAUGCAAAUGAGUUGCUGUCACUUUUCAUGUUUUCUGUGUUGUUAGAAGCUCGGGACCGAUUAUAGCGCUUGAAGUCAGAUUUCCAUGAUUACCUUAAUUUGGAUUCCCCCCAAAACAAGACUCAUCUAGUUAAUGCAUCUUGAAUUUUUAGAUAUUUGGACUGUAAACAAGUAAAAAAGUAAGACAAUAAGUUUUUGUAGGUGCAUGAAUGAGUGUUUCUGUCUUGUUAUUUUCCUAGCACAAAUAUAAACAUGAAAAGGCAUUUUUCUGUUGGACUGACGGUUGACUUUGACGUUGUUUACUGAAGGGCUGUACAGUAUUUUUAGUAGUAUUUUUGUCUUGUUUCCAGUCCAAAUAACUAAAUAUUCUUAAAUCAGCAUGCAUUUACUAGACGAGUAAAUACCAUAUGAUAUUAUGUCUUGUUUUCUGGGGAAAUCAAUAAAAAAACCAAGCAGAUAGAGCUAAAGGGAUGUACAGUAUUAAUGUUUAUUGGAGCAUUGCUGAGGAUUUCCUCCUUAAAACUGCAGUGAAUCAAAGACAGUCUCA
Messenger RNA from Pimephales promelas (fathead minnow), 2413 nucleotides. It is a transcript of the gene chrm3b, whose product is annotated as cholinergic receptor, muscarinic 3b. Gene Ontology annotation, biological process: regulation of smooth muscle contraction; adenylate cyclase-inhibiting G protein-coupled acetylcholine receptor signaling pathway; G protein-coupled receptor signaling pathway, coupled to cyclic nucleotide second messenger. Lineage: Eukaryota; Metazoa; Chordata; Actinopteri; Cypriniformes; Leuciscidae. Gene Ontology annotation, cellular component: plasma membrane; dendrite; synapse. Gene Ontology annotation, molecular function: G protein-coupled serotonin receptor activity; G protein-coupled acetylcholine receptor activity. The record is from RefSeq and is a predicted model, not a curated record.